AAACUCUGGCUGCCCAGGAAAGUGCCUUCAUGAACCCAGAGGAUGUCCGGAAAGCAUUACAAGGGUCCUGAAGUCAGUUGUUGCAUCAAAUAUUUCAUAUUCGGCUUCAAUGUUAUUUUCUGGUUCUUGGGCAUAGCAUUUCUUGGAAUUGGACUCUGGGCAUGGAAUGAGAAAGGAGUGCUGUCGAAUAUCUCUUCAAUCACAGACUUGGGAGGUUUUGAUCCUGUUUGGUUGUUCCUGGUUGUGGGGGGAGUUAUGUUCAUUUUGGGAUUUGCAGGAUGUAUCGGAGCUCUUCGAGAAAACACUUUCCUUCUCAAGUUUUUCUCUGUCUUCCUGGGAAUUAUUUUCUUCCUGGAGCUCACUGCUGGAGUUCUGGCAUUUGUUUUCAAAGACUGGAUCAAAGACCAGCUGUAUUUCUUUAUAAACAACAACAUCAGAGCUUACAGGGAUGACAUCGAUUUACAAAACCUCAUAGACUUUACCCAGGAAUAUUGGCAGUGCUGUGGGGCUUUUGGAGCGGAUGAUUGGAACCUAAAUAUUUACUUCAAUUGCACAGAUUCCAACGCAAGUCGAGAACGAUGUGGCGUGCCGUUUUCAUGUUGUACAAAAGAUCCUGCAGAAGAUGUCAUCAACACUCAAUGUGGAUAUGAUGCUAGGCAGAAACCAGAGGUCGAUCAACAGAUUGUAAUCUACACAAAAGGCUGCGUGCCCCAGUUUGAGAAGUGGUUACAAGACAACUUAACCAUAGUGGCUGGCAUUUUCAUAGGCAUUGCAUUGCUUCAGAUUUUUGGAAUAUGCCUAGCCCAGAAUUUGGUUAGUGACAUUGAAGCUGUCAGGGCCAGCUGGUAGAACUGCUGAAUGAACUGACCACUGUAAGACACUGGACUCCUGAGACCCUUCCCUGACUCCAGUCUGCUAUGCUGAUGCCAAGCGCCCAAUAUCACUGACGAUGCUUGCAGUCUGCAGUCCUAAAGGCUGGUAUUGCCAUGAAAUUGCUUCUGUGGGGGUGAACCUAGGGAGGGUUAUUAGGACCUGCUGCUGCUCACUGACAGAUUUCAAUUUUUUUAAAAAUGACCCGUUUGAAAGCUGGUGAACCGUGCAUCUACUGUAGCCGUGGUUUGUGAACAGUUAGUUGGACACUUACCAACAAGAAAACUCCAACAGAUGUGCGUAAAUGGAAACAGAAUCACAUUGCGAUCUGUGGAAAAUGCUGGUUUGUCUCUUCUCUCCUUGUGUUAUCUGAGGGCUGUCAGAGGUGGCGGAAGGUGUCUUUAUCAUACCCAGGAGGGACAGUCAUUUUGUGCACAGAUGAAAGGAACUGCAAUCUUUUCUAAAAUGACAAGGGACAUUUUUUUUUUCAUCUCCACUGUACAUGUUAGGAACCUCUAAGAACCAAGAAGAAACCAAGAAGAAAAUGACUUGGGUCUUUUAAGUGUCUUGCUCCAGAAUUGGUGAACGGACUCCUUAAAUAACUCAUGAGAAGCAUCACCUUCUGUUCCAGGCCCUUCCCCUUUUGCCAGGGAAGGGAAUCAAUAUGACAUCUGCACUGAGCCAGUGAGUUGGAAGACUUCAGGGUGCCGUAUCUUAGCCGAGCAAUCUUCCUAAGCAAGCAUGGGGUUGAUUUCAAAUGGAAAUAGGAGAAGAAAUUGUAUUAAAUGAAAUAGUGUUACCUAAUGUUGCUGCCACCCCCCAAAAAAAUAAGUUGCUGUAUUCUCUGGAAACUUCUGGAAUACUCUUUAUUUGGGGUUUAGGGGACUAAGGCUUUGAUACAAUUCUUUUAAAUUUUCCUUUAAAACAUCUUUUUCAGCUGAAACUUUGACUUCUCUUUUUUAAUGAUUCUUACCUGCAUGAAUUGUGACUUGAGAUCCACCAGCCAUUACUCCCACUCCUAAUGUCCCAACACUCCCAGAAAUAUUCCAAACUGUAAUUUGGUCAGAGCUGACCCAUUUCUUUUUUUACUGCAUGGCUGUGGGAAGUUCUGGCUCAUUCCCCCCAUCCUCAAAGUGAAGGGAUCAGCCUUGACACACGAAAUGCUUCCAGGAACUCAGCCACACUGUCUCUGGGGUCUUUUCUCAUGACCCCUCCCCCUCUCCACUCCUUCCUUCCUUCUUUCCUUCCUUUCCCCAAAUGGAAUUAAAUGCCAACGGGAAGCAGCCCCAAUAGGCUCAAAAGACUUGUUUUCUUUUUUUCUAAUGAAAAGAAAGAAAUUGUGUGUGUGUGUCUGUCUGUGUCUGUGUGUGGUCUCCAGUUACCUCCGUCCUCUUCCAGGAGACUUAACGGCUAGAAUGUUAAUGAAGCACAAGUGUCAGGAGCCAGGCCUGCUGUCUUAAGUCCACAGGAAGGGCCCUAUGACACUGCCUUGGUGCUGCCAACCCAACAUGCCCCAGUGCCAGUAAGAAGGCCAGAGAAAGCCUCCAGGCUUUCAUUCACCAGUUCCUUGUGUAAGUGUCUAUCAGGGCAUUUUCCCCCUGGGCAGCAGGGAUGCUACCGGUGCCAGGGACCUCUCCUAUAGCAUGCUGUCAUUCCAGAUUGCCAUUUGGCUGGUGCGCUUUGGCUAGAGAUUGAGCUUGGGUUUUUCCAUUUUGGCCCCCCCCCCCCCCCCCCCCGUCCCAGCCCUAGGAAUGAUCAAUUUUUGAAAUGCUCAUAAAAAGGAGAAAAUGCUCCAUCCACAACCUUCUUCUAAAUAGUAAUCUAUUCCAUAUUUUGGGCGUGUGUAUGGGUGUGCAUGUGUGUGUGUGUGUCUAUCCGUACUUGUAUAGUUAGAUAGAAAGGUUCAUUCCAUGUCCUAGUAAUAUAGUCCAUCUCCAGCCCCCAAAUUAUAAUUGAGUCACAUCAUCCCCUGGCGGUGAAGACUUGAGUCUACCAAGUUGCACUUUUGCCUUUAUUCCAUUAAUUACCUCAUGAACUCCAUUUUAUCUUUAGACUCAUUUUCAGGCACCAUCCCUCCCCUUCAGCGAAUGCAGCAAAAAACCAACAGCAAGUCCACGUGAGCUUCAUUUUUUUAAUCACCCAUCAUUUUUUACACUCGGAAAGUGUUUGUAAUAAAGAUCGUCCUUAAUAAACCUGGUUCCACCUUUUCA
Messenger RNA from Dromiciops gliroides (monito del monte), 3080 nucleotides. RefSeq names its product tetraspanin 5 (gene TSPAN5). Bases 43 to 849 code for a protein of 268 amino acids. Gene Ontology annotation, biological process: protein localization to plasma membrane; regulation of vascular endothelial growth factor signaling pathway; protein maturation. Gene Ontology annotation, cellular component: membrane. The transcript has 8 exons. Lineage: Eukaryota; Metazoa; Chordata; Mammalia; Microbiotheria; Microbiotheriidae. The record is from RefSeq and is a predicted model, not a curated record.